Lotus japonicus is the source of this 4983-nucleotide messenger RNA. RefSeq lists its product as uncharacterized. The record is from RefSeq and is a predicted model, not a curated record. The coding region runs from base 945 to 2210 and encodes 421 amino acids. Lineage: Eukaryota; Viridiplantae; Streptophyta; Magnoliopsida; Fabales; Fabaceae. The transcript has 8 exons. Gene Ontology annotation, molecular function: zinc ion binding; nucleic acid binding.
UUGUUUCCAUAGGUUAGCAGAAAUCAAUCUUUCCCUUUCUUCCUUACGCACGCUCCACCCUCUCCUGCCUCUACCGUGUAGACUCUGCAAUCUCCCUCGACUGCUUUUCCGUUUGCCUAUGAUGCCAUCUGCAGCUACCCUCCUCUACGCUUUGCUCUUUCCUCUCCUCUACGCUCUGCUCGACCCUCUCCUGCUUCUACCGUGUAGGGUCUGCUCGUCCUCUACUACUUUUUCGUUUUCGACGGCGUUCUGCAGCUACCCUUCCAUCAGCUAUGCGCUUUCCUCUACUCUGCUCGUCCCUAUGGACAUCACUUUACAGAUGCACUUCGAACACGAUGGUGGUGCUGGUGCUGAAGGUGGCGCCGCUUCAUCAAGGUUGCAUUCAGAGGAUUCGGAAGGUGUUUCCUACUAUCUGUUUCUAUUUAUGGGCAUUCUGUCUUCUGUUUAUCUAGACGGGGAAAUAGUACAAGGGUGGAAAAGGAUCCCUGUUCCCUUGCUUACAACCCCAUCAUCCAAUCUUCAUAUUCUGCAUUGAAGAAAAUAUCAGCAUCCAGAAAAAGGUUGAUAUAUAAAUCUGCUGUGGAUUCUGCUUUCCAGAAUAUGUGCCUAAACUCUAGAUCAGAAAGCCAGCUCUUCAUUCUUCUUUACAGGUAGGAUUGUUCUGGCUUUGGGGGUUUUGAUUUUUUUCCAGCUCCAUCACUUUCACUCAUUCUGGAGAAAUAACUUGAAGGAGUAGGUUGGGGGACAAAUUUGAAUCAUUUCUUUUCAUCAGGUCAUUGCUAUUAUUGCAAGAUUGAGAAUGAGUAUGGGAAACGAAACAGAGUAAGCUACUUGGAUCUGCUGGCCAAACUUCUGUGAGUUGUGCUGCAAAAUUGGUUGUUAACAUAGGGACUGCGGUUCCAUGGAUAAUGUGCUAGAAAAGUGAUGCACCGGAUCUAGUGAACAUGGUGAACACUAACCAGUUAGCGGAGAUGAUGGCCACUAUGGCCCAAGCUGUGACGGCACAAGCGAACGAUAAUGCUAUGAGGCGUGCUGCUGAGGAGGCACGUGAUCAGCAUCAGCGUCAGAGGGAAGUAACUCUGGACCAGAACAAAGGCCUGAAUGAUUUCAGGAGGCAAAACCCAUCUAAGUUCUCUGGUGGUACUGAUCCAGACAAAGCGGAUCUCUGGAUUCAGGAGAUAGAGAAUAUAUUUGGCGUACUGCAAACUGCUGAGGGUGCCAAGUUGGGUAUGGCAACUUAUUUACUGCUCGGUGAUGCUGAGUACUGGUGGAAGGGCACCAGGGGAAUUAUGGAAGCUAACCAUGAAGAGAUCAACUGGAACUCUUUCCGGACCGCAUUCUUGGAAAAGUAUUUUCCAACAAGUGCUCGGGAUGAGCGGGAGUCACAAUUUCUGACACUCCGUCAGGGAGGUAUGUCAGUACCGGAAUUUGCUUCGAAGCUGGAAUCUUUGGCGAAGCAUUUUCAAUUCUUUCAUGAUCACGUGAACGAGCGCUACAUGUGCAAGCGCUUUGUUAAUGGACUGAGGCCUGAUAUUGAGGACUCAGUGAGGCCACUGGGAAUCAUGCGAUUCCAAUCUUUGGUUGAGAAAGCCACGGAGGUGGAACUGAUGAAGAACCACCGGGCUGGAACUGGAGGGCCGAUGAGGUCGGGCUCUCAAAAUUUUCAGAGUAGAGAGAAAUUUCAGAGCAGGGGGCCAUAUCAGCGUCCUGCUGGAAGAGGAUUUACUUCAGGAUCUUACAAACCCAUGGCGGGUACUGCUGGAGGUCCCGGAGAUCAGACUUUGAAGAAGGAGACGACCUGUUUCAGAUGUGGGGAGCCGGGGCAUUAUGCUAAUGCUUGUCCCGACAAGAGGCCCAAAUGCUUUAAUUGUAACAGAAUGGGGCACACUGCCGAUCAGUGCAGAGCACCCAAGACGGAGCCAACCGUGAACACUGCUCGUGGAAAGCGUCCUGCGGCUAAAGCAAGAGUUUACACCAUGGACGGUGAGAGAGCUGAGGGGUUUGUCAGAGGAGAGCGCAAGAACGAUGGUAACCUUCUAACCAUUCUUUCCCAUUCUAGUAUAAUAUGUUUCAUUACUCUCGUAGCGUGUGCAAACACGCCUAACUUGCCUAUAUUGUUGAACUUUGACCUUAUAGUUAUUACGCCUAUUAAUACCUUAUUUGACCGUAGCUCGUAUUUUAGCUAUAGAAGUACACGAGGUUUAAGAUAACACGUUAAGCCUAGAAAGUAGUCUUGUACCGAUUCGUUUAACCAGAAGCUAGAAGCUAAAGAAUGAAUCUUAGAGAGAUUUCGUAUGGAUAGCAUACGUAUGAUGUCGAGAGUGUGUAGUUCCGUAGCGACAUCAUUGAGGAUUUAAUAUCGAGAUAUUUGUGACUAUUGGAUGAUAGGAACUCAUUGACUGUUCCAGUAGGUUUUUCUAGAUUUCCACCUUCGAUGUAUUAGGCCUGAUCAACUUAAUAUUGAGGGGGUGAUAUUCGGAAUCAUAGCUGGCUAUGGACUUUGAUAGAAGGAUUGGUAAGAUUAACUUGAUUUAAUCGAAGAUUAGUUGAGUUUGGGAGGAGAAAGUUCUCAUUAAGUAAUUGUUUUCCUUGCGAAGGAGUUGUAGUUUUAGGAGAUGAAUAUUCUUUUAGGAAAUAUUGAAGAGUUACAGAGCAUCAGAGAUCCAAACUUGGAAAGGUUUAGGUUUUAAGUAUAUUAAUUCUUGUCAUAAGUGUGUAGGACUUGAAGUUUGUCAUAAUUUGAUUGGAAGAUUAAGAAGUUUAUCGACGAGAUGGUAAUCAAGUUACAAGAAGGAAAGUGUUAGUAUUAAGAUGAAUACUUGAAGUUAUCAUAUUUGGACAAGCUACUCAGAGUCUAAUAGUGAAUGGAACUUUGUUAUGGAUUUCGGUGAUGCAUGCUAGAGUUAGCAGGUGAAUUUUGCUCAGUUGAAUAAGAAUCCUAUGAUUAAGAUUGACUUAGGGAGUUGAAAAUCAUGUAUGAAUAAGGGAUGUAGUGGUGAUAGCCGUUACGAUAGUAGUUAAACCUUAGAAGGUUGGAGGAUCGGAUGAUAAAAUGACUAGUUGAGACCUUUGAGGUACAGUUAUGAAUUGAUCUUCUAGAGGAUAAAUCUCGAUUUAUGCGAAGUGUUAGGGAUUUCAGUAAGCCUAAAUUGGUUUGAGUGAGGAAGGUUUUGAGGAUGAAGACGACAAUAAUGAAUUGUUGGAUAUUAAGAGGAUAAUUAGCUUAUGAGUGAUCGAUGAAUUUAAGAUUAAGGGGAUGAGUCUUGUCAUGCACGAGGUAUUAAGACUCAAGUCAAGUUUUAAUUUGAAUGAUGACUAAGGAGAAGAUUGAUUUCAUGGUGCGAGCGGUGAUAGUUACGAAGUUGGAAGUGACGUUAAUGGACUAGUAGAUUCCAAGGCAAUAGUUUGACUAGGAGUUAUCAAGCGAUCGAGUUGAGUUUUGGACCAUAAGUGAACAUCACGGGGACAAGUUGAGCAUUCACUCCAGAACAUAGAGAAGUACCGAGCUUCUAAUCAGUAUUUUGGACGAACAAAAGCAAAGGAGCAAGUGGUUAAGGUUGUGCGAUUGCACGAAUGCCAACAAAUCUUAUUUCCAACGGAGACCCGACGCAAGUGGUCGAACCGGACAACAUAGAGUUGGAAGAUGAUAUGUCUUUUGAGACGCCGUCGGUCCGCAUUGGGGCUGGAAUAGUGAAACGAUCGAGGAGAAAGCAGAGUGCUUCGGUGAAAGUUAUUUGGAACAAAGACAUGGACGGUGCUAUAUGGGAUUUAGAGGAAAAGAUCAAGGAAUAAUAUCCGGAACUUUUUACUGACCCUUAAGUUUCGAGGUCGAAACUUUCUUUUUGGAGGGUAGUAAUGUAAGGCCCAAGUUUUUAAACUCAUGCCAAGAGAAUAAAAUCCUAUUCACGAUUAGGGUUGAUGUAUUGUGAAGGAAACCUGAACAAGAGUUUACCAAAUGAAAUAAAUAGGAGAAGUUAUAUAUAUUCAUUAACGAAGUGAAAAAAUUGCAGUCCUAAUCAUAGUUUAUCUGUGUGGAUGUAGAGGAUGGGGACAUAAACCGCAUAGGAGCAAUUUUCUCAAAAGAAGACAUGGUGAUUAUGUUCACUAACACUGAAAGUAUUAUCAUGAAAGUUUUCCAACCAAUCACUACGCAUGAGAUAUACUAAAAAGUUAGGCAUGAGCUUUGACAAGCUCAUCACUUUAAGUUUCAUUUCUAUUCAUAGUUUUCUGGUUCUGUUUGUUUCAUUCUGCCGCAUGCUUUACUUUCUACGGUCACUUUGUGGUGGAGCAAACACCCCUCUGACACUUCAACUUAUCUGCAUCAUUUAGACCUUGAUUUCAAAAGCGUAAUGCAAUACUUUCUUUAGCCAUCUUUGAGCUUUUUAGCUCUUAAAAACUAAACACAUUUCAUCAUCAUGUUUCAACAACCCAUUACUUAGUUGUAUAUUAUUGAUUGAUAUCAACAUGUAUCAUGUUGCUAAGAUCCCUCCAAGUAUAUGUUUACUAAUGUUCUAUAUUUAUAAGAUGAUCAGUCAUAUUUUUGGGUUAAAUUUUAAACCCAUGAUUUAUUACUUUUACAAGAUCUUGCCCAAUUUUCUUAUGCCACUAUUUAAGUUGUUGGCACCUCAGGAUCCUUGCAAGAUAUAGAUGAAGUUGAACUCCUUGGAUUUCUCCUGAGGCAAAAUAGGGUGUUGUGUAUGUGGUGGUCUCUACAAACCGUUUGAAUAAGGCCAUCAAGAUGAUAAAGAGGAGUGACAGUCAAGUUGGAAAUUAAGCAUUACAUUAGGCAGAAUGCUCUGGUGUCACUCAUUUUCUUUUUAAUGGUUUUUGGUGAACAUGUAGUGUUCAGAUUUUCCAAUUGUCUUAAAUGUUUAUAAAUGGUUCAAACCCAUGAAGGCUGUAAAGUUUUGUUAGGAUAUGGCAAACAGGAAGUUUGUUUGUUCACCAAGGUCAUUUAAAUAUAUCAGAUUGGAUUUGCGUUCA